Molecule: messenger RNA, 2179 nt
Organism: Amphimedon queenslandica
Lineage: Eukaryota; Metazoa; Porifera; Demospongiae; Haplosclerida; Niphatidae
Product: puromycin-sensitive aminopeptidase-like
Exons: 17
Coding region: 47-2071 (674 amino acids)
Biological process (GO): proteolysis; peptide catabolic process
Cellular component (GO): membrane; cytoplasm
Molecular function (GO): peptide binding; zinc ion binding; metalloaminopeptidase activity
Source: RefSeq, a predicted model, not a curated record
UGAUGUGACGCUAGUUGUACCAAAGAACCUUGUGGCUCUCUCCAACAUGGAUGUCAAAGAGACAAAGGAAGAUGGUGACAACAAGACAGUUGUAUUUAAUCGUACUCCAAUAAUGUCAACAUAUCUACUAGCGUUCAUAGUAGGAGAGUAUGAUUAUAUUGAAGAUAAGGACAGCAAUGGAGUAGUAGUGAGAGUCUAUACUCCACUGGGGAAGAAAGAGCAAGGAAGAUUUGCACUAAAUAUUGCUACAAAGACUCUGCCCUUUUACAGGGAGUAUUUCAAUGUUCCUUAUCCUCUUCCUAAAAUUGAUCUUAUUGCCAUCCCUGAUUUUGCAGCUGGUGCUAUGGAGAACUGGGGUUUAGUUACGUAUAGAGAAAGACUCCUACUCGCUAGUGAGGAUUCUCCUAUCUCCAGUAAACAGAUUGUGGCUAUUGUUGUUGGACAUGAACUGGCCCAUCAGUGGUUUGGAAACUUGGUUACGAUGGAGUGGUGGACUGAUUUGUGGCUCAAUGAAGGUUUUGCGUCUUGGAUUGAGUACCUGUGUGUCGAUUAUUGUCAUCCUGAGUUUGAUAUUUGGACGCAGUUCCUGGCGCAGGAUUACGCUCAAGCAUUGAGUCUCGAUGCACUGUCCAACAGUCACCCUAUUGAGGUUAUAGUUGGCCCACCAUCAGAAGUUGAGGAGAUAUUUGAUACGAUUUCCUACAGCAAAGGAGCCUCCGUCAUUCGAAUGUUGCACAAUUGGAUUGGAAAUGAUGAUUUUCGUAAAGGAAUGAAUGCCUAUUUGACUAAAUAUGAGUACAAGAACACUAAGACAGUUGAUCUCUGGACUUGUUUGGCAGCUGCUAGUGGUAAGCCAGUAAUGGAAGUUAUGAAGACUUGGACACAGCAGAUGGGAUAUCCAGUACUGACAGUUGACGCCAAACAGGAGGGCAAUAAUCGUGUCCUUAGCAUUUCGCAGAAGAAGUUCUGUGCUGAUGGAAAUAUCAAAGGAUUUGAAGACAUGUUAUGGCAGGUUCCAGUUACCAUAGCAACACCUCAAAAUCUAACUGCAUACAAGUUUGUAUUAGAUAAGACAUCAGCUACUGUCACUAUUGAGGGACUCAAACCAACUGACUGGAUUAAGGUAACAGACCAUUUUACUUUCUUAAAAAUGGCUGUAACUCAAAAAAUUGAAGUCGGAAUCAGCUCAAACUUUCUAGCUAGGGCUGGUGUUGGCAGUACUGUUGAGGUACUCCGUCUCUUAAAGUCUUUCUCUUCCGAGACUAAUUUCACCGUUUGGCAGAAUCUUGUCUCUAAUUUGUCUCUGCUUGAGAGAUUGGCCAAUUAUUCUGAUUUCUCUGCCGAGUUCAAUUCUUAUGCUCAGAGUCUCUUCGCUGAUGUUGUAUCAAGGCUAGGCUGGGAUCAAAAAGACUCCGACACUCCUCUUGACAAGAUGCUGCGUGGGAUGGUCCUGAAGCAGUACUGUAACUAUGGAAACAAGGAAGCAGUGGCUGAGGCUCAGCGUCGUUUCGCUGCUCAUGUUAAUAAGACCUCGUUAAUCCCGUCAGACCUCAAGGACCUUGUCUUUGGUACUUGCAUGGCCAAUGGUAACGAUGAAACCUUUGAUCAAUUGGUUAAGUUUCACGAUGAGACUGAUGAUAGUGAUGAACGCAGUCGUAUUUAUCGUGUCCUUGGACGAGGGAAGACGGAGCCAUUAGUCAAGAGAUGUCUGGAGUUAGGACUAUCGGAUAAAGUAAGGAAUCAGGAUGCCUGGGGACCUAUUGCCUCUGCUGCUGGUGGAAGUCGUUUGGGCCGCGAUCUAACUUGGCAGUUUAUGAAGGAGAACUGGGAGACAUACCAGAAAAAGUUUCAAGGGAGCUUCCUUCUCUCAAGAGUCAUUGAGAUUGUUACUAUUGGUUUUAUUGGUGAAGACAAAGCUGUCGAAGUUGACGAGUUCUUCAAAGCGAACCCAGUACCGGUUGCUGAGCGUGCAAUUCGUCAGAGCUUAGAGGCAAUACGUAACAACACUCAAUGGCUGAAGAGAGAUGAAGCCUCCAUUAGGGAGUGGCUUAAGAAAGAAACCCAGUCUUAGAGACACUUAUAAAUCAUUGUGUGUAUGUAGGACUUUCCUAUACAAUUGAUGCUGCUUGAUUUAAAAAAUAAUAAUUUCUAAAAAACAAUUGUCAAUGUGCUGACUGUA